UGGAAGGCUUGGAUCGAAGAAAGGUGGCACCUCUGGAGGGGGUAACUUUUACUUCCUCCGAAGAGAUGCCAACUCAUUCGACUCUCGAAGGCGAGGCCUUUUUUCUGGAAUGUCUCAUGCUUGGAUGCUUAGUUUCCAUGGGGUGCCACACUCGUUCGGGCCUCUCUCGCGAGUUCUCAUGCGCCUACCGCAAAGAGCAUGUUCCUGAUGGUAGUAAGUGGCACAUGCCGUUCAGCCUCCCUCUCAUGAGGGUGGCAUGGUAGGGUGCGGUAAAGCUCGGAGUCACGGAAUGUCACGAAAUCCGUUACAUUGAACACAGCACAUUAGUACUGUCAAAUAUUCGUUGGAGGGUUUGAUGCGAAGUUAUGAUGACAUCUUGUCAGGCGUCGCUGCGUGUAUCACCGUGUUUGCUUUGUUCCCCAACCCUCCUGUUUUGCCGCGUUGCGUCUUUUGUCCUUCUAGGUCGUCUUGGUUGGCGAGACGGGCACGUUUCAGCGCGGCCGCUUGGAAGAGUGGAUGGCGCUGUCCGCGAGGCACGCGCCCCCUUCGAAGCUGGGCAAGCGGCACGUGCGAGCGGCCCCAGGUGGCCUCCAGGACGCCUACAUCGGCGCGGUCCGGUGGUGCCUCACCAGCGCAACCCUGAAGUCGAGGACCCACGCGCGGGCUCCAGACGCAGCUUCCGCAGGCUCCGCCAGCACCGCCUAUGAGGAGCGGCCGCGGGGCGCGGGCGCGGCGCUGCCAGGCUGCCAGGGCGACAUCCAGGGGCCGCUUGUCGUAGCAGUGCGGGAGGCGCACGAGAGCGCAGAGGGCCUGCUGCUUGUGGCACGGGUGGUCGCCGAGGCUGAGGUAUUGUUACAGGCCCUCGGGCACCGGGCACAUGGCAUUGUUGGAGGUGCGGAGAGCUCAGCAAGGCUCCUGCUGCACCGGCAGCAUCCCGCCUUGCAGGGGCACGGCAGAAGUGGCUCCCAGGCCCUGGCACACUGCUGCAGGUGCAUGGCUUUGCGAUCGCUGCUGCGGGCCGCCAUGGCCGCGGUCCCCUGCUGCUGCCGUCCGAGGUCCGCGUGGUGUCCAGCACCGGGUGAUCGGCCGUGAGGGCUUGCACAAGCUUUGCGGUCCAGCUACUGUCGCAACGAGCGCCCAGUGGUCGUGGUGUUGCGCGGCCACGCGUUCGCCCACCCCCUGUCGCAUCUCCCCAUCCAUGCCCCCAUCCUCAUUUCUCUCCCCUGCGCUCCCCUUGCCCUCUUGGCUUGCCUGCCGUCCUCGCGUACGCAGACCAACCGUCCAGGCAGGAUCGUGUUCGCUACCAGACGUUAGGACUGUUGUACCUCGACGUCCUUCCAUCUUCGCUCUUGGCAGAGCAGUCCUCCCCGCCCGUGCGCGCAGCGCAGCGGUCGCCAGGCCCUCUUUGCCUCGAGCAUGUCGCAGUGGUUGAUGGUUGAUGGGGAAGCCCAACAGCCCUGCUGAGCGGACGUGCCGACGCAUUCGAGGAAGAAA
Molecule: messenger RNA, 1494 nt
Organism: Prorocentrum cordatum
Lineage: Eukaryota; Dinophyceae; Prorocentrales; Prorocentraceae
Source: the annotation of a GenBank genome assembly